GACCUCUGUGCUGUAGCUGCCCCCAACCCAAGGACAAUAACAACAACAGCAGUAAUAAGUACAAACUACAGCUGGUCAUCGUCUUCCCUCAACCAACAACCAACAAGAAGUACCAGGAGGAAAGACCUUACCAGCACGUCACUGUCAGCUGUUUGUUAUGGAAGGGUUUGUCUUUGAGUCAUCUGGUAGUCCUAGGAACAAGCCAUCACGUAGAUCACUGUCUCUUCAGCCAGAGUUGUCACCCUCGUCCUCUUCCCUGCACUCUGCAAGAAAGAAACUAAGAGGUAAAUCACCUGGGCGUAACCUUACUGCAUUUUUUACUCACAAAUCUGACCGUUUUGGAAGAGCAAGCGUGGAUGACUGCCGCACAUCCCUUAGGAGGAGAACAGUUGGUUCAGUAUCUUCCAAUCUGCUCCAGCUUACAUCCAUCAGUGAAGUUAGUGGUUGGAAUUCUUUAUCUAGAAGUUUUUCAACACCUACUUACACUCAUAAUAAUAAUAAAACUCCACUUGAUGAACCUGAUGAGAGUGAGGAGAGUAGUGUAUCAAGUGAUGACAGUGAUGGACAUUCAAGCUUUGUGCCUGAGGAACAUGAGCACCAUGCACACAAGAGGCUUUUUACAGACUUCUUGAAAAAUGAUAACAGCUUAAUGCUUCAAGCAAGUUCAUCAAGAAAGAAACAGAGAAUUUCUGAAAAGUCAAGCAACCAAGAUAUAAAGAAUCCAUCUCUGUUAUGGAAGCUUAUCAAAGCAUUUAGUAAAAUUGUAAUGUAUAUGAUUGUCCUUUUGUUUUCAUUAUUAUUUUUAACUGUGGGAUUAUCACAAUUCUUUGUUUACCAAAAAGCAAAAUGUGAAGAAAAGAAGAAUAUGGUGCUACCUUUAGAUAACUUGAAGGAUCAGUUGUCCUUGUAUGUUAUAGGGCAAGAGAUGGCUAUAGGUGUGAUAAUUAAUUCUUUGAAGAAAAUUUUACCAAAUAAAAUUGAAAGGCCUUCCUUAUUGUGGAUGGUUGGCUGGACUGGAAGUGGGAAAACACACACAACCCACAUUAUUAAAAAUAUUUUGUCAGGAACAUCUCAAGUCCACAUUAUAAUACCUGAUCUGCUUCCAGAAGAUACAGGUAACCUUCAUGGAGAGAUGACAGUUCUCUUUCAUAAACUUGAUCCUUGUUCUCUCAACUUAGUAAUUAUUGAUGGCUGGGAUGAUGAAAGUAAUUUCCCAAUCAAGGUAUUGGAACAUUUUUUUAUAAAUUUUGAGAAUUCUAAAACUAAAAGCCAGAUAGUGAUAAUUUUAAGCGGUACACGGGGAAGUGCAGAAAUUGGUGAAUAUUUCUUAAAACUGCGUAACAGUGGGAAAUCUAGAAAAGAUUUUACUAGUGAAGAUUUCAUUGAUGUAACUGCAUCCCUUAAAGAAGUCAAUUUAUUAAAGAAAAUCACAGAGGAACACACCCUUGUGCCUUACUUGCCUUUGGAAGUUCCCCAUAUUAAAUUGUGUAUCAAGGAAGAACUUAAAAAACUACAAAAACUGGAAAUAAUUAUGAAAGAAGAUAAACUACAAAAGAUAACUCAACAAAUAAUUGAUCAGCUCAGUUUUUUGCCUACAUCAUAUCUACUGGUGGCAGCUAGUGGAUGCAAACGUGUUCAGCCACUUCUGGCCCUGCUGCUGUCUGGACAUAGAUAGUGAUAAUAGAACCCAGUCCUAUAGAAUAGUUGACAAAUUUAUAUCUGUGGCUCCAUUUUGUCCCUAGUCCAUCCCAGGAAAUUGCCUCUGAAGAAUUAGCCAUAAGAGGAAAGCCUUUGGACAUUGCAUAAAUGUGCUGUACAUGCCUGUACAUUUGAGAUACUAGUAAUGUUCUCAGGUUACCAUGCCUAUACUUUUAUGUGGUUCUCAAUUUCCCCUUCAGAGUACUGUAUGAAGGGGAACAAUAUUCCCCCUUUUAUGUAAGAUCUUGUUAAAUUAAUACUUCAUAACACAAUAAAUAAAAGUUGAAAAGGAAUUUUUUUUAGGACUUGUACACAUGAAGUUGCUAAGAAUUUAACAGUAAGAAAAGAUCAUAUAUAUAUUUAUAAAUAUCUCAUAAGGUGUUGUAAUCCAAUAGUCAAAGGAAUACCUAAAAUGCCAGAUAUAUAUAUGUGUUUUAAUAUGACAUUCACUUUGGUGAGCAACAGUUGGAUGAUGUCACAACAAGCAAUAUCUAAUAGCCUUAAAACCUUAAAAAACAGACAUAAUUGCUGCUGUACUUUUGGGCCAUAAGAAAUUUUCAUUGGGUAAAUUAGACAUACAGUACUGUAAUUUAUGUUUGUCAGAUGUGUAGCUGAGUUAUUCUCUAGGAACUGAUAAAUUGGAUAAUCAGUGAUAUAAAAAUGCAAUUCCCAAGGAUUCAAACAUCUCUUUUUAUUCAUAUUCAGUAAUAUAUUCCAUUGAUGGAAAUGGGUUUUGGAAACUAGUUACUGUAUACGCUGGUUUUGGGAACUAGGUAUACAGUGGUAUUGGGAAUUAGGUAUUUGCUGCUUUUUAUAACAAAGUAUACUCUGUUUUAGGGAACUAAGUAUACACUGGUUUUGGGAACUAAAUAGUAUAUGUUACAGCUGUAUUGAGGAUGUAAGGCCAGGAAUCAAAAGUGGGGGGGGGGGUUCCCAUCCAAAAUUAUAACAAAUAAACGAGCAAUUUUAGUCUAUAGAAACUUGACGAAGGAGAGCUAAUAAAUGUCUUCAUUAGUACAGAAUUGAACAUAAAAAUACUGGAAAUUGAGAAGUAGUUUUAUGCCAUACACCUGCAUACCCAACAUUUCCAUUACUGAUUCAAACCAGCUAGGCCUUCUUCAAAUGCUGAGGUAGUUGUAAAUUUAAAUUUUGUUGCAAUGUACCUAUCAUUACACUUAUUUGUUAGCUUAAAGACCUGCAGGGGAAACACUAUGCAUGCUAGUGGCUUUGCAAGAAUGUACCGUGUAAUCACCAACAUGUGUACUUUCACAAUUCAUUGUUCCUUCAUGUAUAUAAAUAAAUAAAUAAAUAACAUAAUGGUCAGUGUUACAGGCUGAAUGAUCAGUGUUACAGUGAGAAUGAUCAAUGUUACAGACAGAAUGAUCAGUGUUACAGUGAGAAUGAUCAAUGUUACAGACAGAAUGGUCAGUGUUACAGUGAGAAUGAUCAAUGUUACAGACAGAAUGGUCAGUGUUACAGUGAGAAUGAUCAGUGUUACAGACAGAAUGUCAGUGUUACAGGCUGAAUGAUCAGUGUUACAGACAGAAUGGUCAGUGUUUUUACCUGAAUUUACCUGAGGGCCACAAACAUUAGUGGCCUCGAUGAGGACAGGAAGCCAGCAGCUUGUCGAAGGUCCCCCCCCUCCCCAUUUGCUUUGAUAUUUUCCAGUUGGACUUAAGAAGUUAACAGAGUUUUGGCAUUUACGGUUUUCGCGGUUAGGCGGUUCCAUGGAUUUAUAACAAUAUGGUGUGAAAAAGCAUCUCCUGUUCUCAGUCCUAUAUUGUGGCUUGUUGAGCUUGAAACUGUUGCUCCUUGUUUGUGCUCCAUCUGACCUUCUGAAGAAAUUAUCCGGAUCAACAUCCUCCAAAUUGUUUAGUAUUUUAAUUAAAAGUUUCAAUUGCGAUUUGCCUUGUUAUGCCUGGGUUGCAGGGUUGUUAGCCCUGUGGCCCUCAACUGUUCCUGAUACGUGAGUUGCCUUAGCUCUGGGAUGAUUUUUGUUGUCCGGUGUUUCACUUUCUCCAGAACAGCUAUGUUUUUCUAGAGAUGUGGUCUCCAUGCUUGGAUACAGUAAUCCAAAUGCACCAGAGAUUUAAUCAGUUGAAUAACUACCUUCUUUUCCUUAAAGUCAAUGAUACACUUGAUUAUUCCAAGGGUUUGGUUAGCUUUUUUGACUGCUGCUCCUACCUGCUGUGCAACUUUUAAUGAGUGGUGGAUAUUGAGAGGUGUUGUCGAGAUAAUAGUCAAGUGUUACUGACAGAAAGGUCAGUGUUACAUACAGAUUGGCAAACUAUCCACAGAAUUGGCAGUGUUACACAGACAGUUUUCUGUGUAACACGUACAUAGAUGUCAGUGUAAGACAAACAUUGUGGUAACACAGACUUUGCCAGUGGUCAGAGUAAUACAGACAUAAUGUAAGUGUAAGAUGGACACAGUAGUCAGUGUGACACAGACUCGAUGGUCAGUGUGACACGGACUCGAUGGUCAGUGUGACACGGACUCAGUGGUCAGUGUGACACGGACUCAGUGGUCAGUGUGACACGGACUCAGUGGUCAGUGUGACACGGAUCUAGUGGUCAGUGGACAGCAUCACCACUGGGAGUCGUGCGUCAAGAUGAACAACAAUAGCUGGUGAUAACCUUGUGCAGACACACUUCAUUUCCAUCAUGUGGAGUGUCUCCAGCCGUAGGGCCCAGCUCUUGCUCCAUACACUCCUCUGACGCACUAAGCUUGCAUCUCUCUUCCUAUCUGCACCAAUCACGACUUUUCUCUUUUCCUCUUUGAAACGUUCUGUUUCUUCAUAUGUUGUGAAUAUUAUCGCGUUUCCAUUUUUCGAUCAACCUUUUGGUGUUCCAUUGUGUUGUGUGGGGGCUGACGUUGUAGGAGGCAGGGCUGGAGGCGGUGUGAGGACCCCCACUACACUAGCGGUCAGGGAAGGACGAGCACAACCGGUUUAAAAUAGACAGCAUCACCGGGGUGGUUUCAUCACCCUCGCUAAGCUCCUCUGAAACAACCUGUCAGAUGGAUGCAGAUUCGAGGAGGUUAGGCUAUAACACAGCAAAAAAAUCUGGUUCCCCAACGGAUUUUGAAAAGUACUUCGCCCAAUCCAACUAAACCGAAUCUAAACUUAACCUAAACCUAACCUAAAUCUCCCACGUCCUAACCUUAGCAAUAUAUUCUGUUUUGACUCAAAGCUAGUUUUGCUGAACCGCCAUAUGUAAAAUUUGAGCAAGUCCUAAUUGGAUAUGCUUACCCCGGCUAAAGCUUGGAAAACGACGUUUUGUAUUAUUAUUUGCUACGUUUGUUAAUGCUAACCUGAAUAUAUUUUGCCAUUAUCGUGGAUAAUAAAAUUCACUUGGACUUCA
This is a messenger RNA of Procambarus clarkii (red swamp crayfish), 5060 nucleotides long. Its product is annotated as torsin-1A. Gene Ontology annotation, biological process: cellular response to misfolded protein. The record is from RefSeq and is a predicted model, not a curated record. Gene Ontology annotation, molecular function: ATP binding; ATP hydrolysis activity. Lineage: Eukaryota; Metazoa; Arthropoda; Malacostraca; Decapoda; Cambaridae.